AUGCAGAAGGAAGAGGCGGCGCCAAAUGAUCAAGAAGAGAACGAAGCUGAAGCUCUGGAGCUUGUUCUCUUUCAAGUGCCUGAAUGCUAUGUCUACUUGAUACCACCGAGGAAAAGUGCAGCUUCAUACAGGGCUGAUGAAUGGGAUGUAAACAAAUGGGUAUGGGAAGGGAUAUUGAAAGUAAUCAGCAAAGGAGAAGAGUGCAUUAUCAGACUUGAAGAUAAGAACACCAGUGAACUAUAUGCUCGGGCUUUUUUGAGAAAGGGAGAGCCUCAUCCAGUGGAACCUGUAAUUGAUAGCAGCAGAUAUUUUGUGCUACGUGUAGAGGAGAACAUUGGUGAGCUGCUAUACUUGCUUCAUUGGUUUAAGAUCUCUUGUUUAGGGAAACCUAUUAGACUAUUGUUGGAACGAUUCAGAGGCAUUAUUGACUCCUAA
Molecule: messenger RNA, 435 nt
Organism: Prunus armeniaca (apricot)
Lineage: Eukaryota; Viridiplantae; Streptophyta; Magnoliopsida; Rosales; Rosaceae
Source: the annotation of a GenBank genome assembly